AUGAAUGGUGAUAUGAUGUUAACAUUGGCUAAUGAAAAGAUCAUUACCGACGAGGAACAAUUCGAUCUUCGCUGUCUGAUUUGCUAUAUUGCAUUGAAGCCGUCAACGACAACAACAACUAAUGAAUAUCGUGAAGCAUAUUCUUAUUUAAAUGAUGGUUCACCAUAUCAACAUGCAAACAAUGUUAACACCAGUCAAUUCAAAGCGAAAUCAAAUGCAUUCUAUCGUGGAUGUAAUACAGAUGAUUACUUUACUCUGUGUCUAAAGAUAGAUCAUGCAGCAGGUCUAGUAACGUUAAGUCAUGCCGGACCCAAUAGUCUAUAUAAUCAUGAGAAGAUUGAAUGUCGCUUCAGUAAAUCUGAUUUAGAUUUAUCAAAACUAGAAUAUAUUCAUUUAAGUGCUGGCUAUCACGAUGUUCCUGUACGAAAUCUAACGAUUAGUUUUGAACCAAUCCCUGAAUUGCAUCCAUCGAUCGAUACAACUUUCAAAAUAGAUACAUCUAGUUUACUUGAAAGACAUCUUGUUCCAGUUUCCUAUGUUGAUCCCAAUGCGCUUGAUACUAAACGAAUUAAAAGAAUUCGACCUAUGCGAAUUGUACCACCGUCAAAUAAUCAGACUUUCAGUCUAUUAGAUCGUGUGGGUCAUGCGUUAUGCUGUAAUAACGUUAAUGCAGUUGUGCCAGUUGAAGUAGAUGACGCGGCUCCUCCAAAACUGAAACCUUGCACCGAUUCUGUUUAUUGUUUACAGCAAAAGUCAUCGAGGCAUAUUAAAGAAUAUUCUCACCCUUGUAGCUUUUCAGAAUUAUGUACAAGAAAAGUAAAGGAACCUCACCUGACACACGAACGGCAUAAUGUUCUGAAAUGUGCACAAGAUAAAAGUUGUCUGAAAAAAGAUGAUCCAGUGCAUCGGGCAGAGUAUCGUCAUACAGAUUUGCCUGAUUAUCUUAUUCCAUGUCAAAAACAAGCUAACUGCUCUAACAAAUCACCCAAACAUCGGAUUAAGUAUUUCCAUGGUGAAGCUCUACCUUUAAUUCGACGAGACCAACCAUUAGAAUACGUACAACCGGAAAGACAUCGUGGAAAUGUUCGCUAA
Messenger RNA from Adineta ricciae, 1092 nucleotides. The record is from the annotation of a GenBank genome assembly. NCBI's taxonomy places the organism in Eukaryota, Metazoa, Rotifera, Eurotatoria, Adinetida, Adinetidae.